UUUUUCAGACUGUGGGAAGACCUGUGUUGUUUACCGAUGGAGCCUGCAACUGAGGCGGCUCAGGAGCCGAUAAGAUUAAAAUCAAUUAAAAAUGGCAAGACUUUUACGGUUCCACAAAAAGACAGGCUUGGGAACUGCAGAAGUGUCAAGGAGUUUGAGAAAUUCAAUCGGAUAGGAGAAGGAACCUACGGCAUUGUGUAUCGAGCUCGAGACACAAAAACAGAUGAGAUUGUUGCACUGAAGAAGGUCCGGAUGGACAAUGAGAAAGAUGGUAUACCAAUCAGUAGCUUACGAGAGAUAACCCUGCUGCUUGAACUGAGACAUCCCAACAUAGUGGAGCUCAAGGAAGUUGUGGUGGGAAACCAGCUCGAAAGCCUCUUUCUAGUCAUGGGGUACUGUGAGCAGGACCUGGCAAGCCUUCUGGAAAACAUGCAGUCUCCCUUCUCAGAAGCACAGGUAAAGUGUAUUUCCCUUCAGCUGCUAAAAGGGCUGGCAUAUCUUCACCACAACUUCAUCCUCCACAGGGAUCUGAAGGUCUCCAAUCUACUCAUGACAGAUAAAGGUUGUGUUAAGAUAGCGGACUUUGGAUUGGCUCGGGUCUACGGUGUUCCCUUGCAGCCAAUGACACCCCGCGUUGUUACACUGUGGUACAGAGCUCCAGAGCUCCUCCUGGGCUCCAAGACGCAGACCACGGCCCUGGACAUGUGGGCGGUGGGCUGCAUCCUGGCUGAGCUGUUGGCCCAUAAGCCUCUGCUGCCAGGCAGCUCAGAGAUCCAGCAGGUGGACCUGAUAGUGCAGCUGCUGGGGACGCCCAAUGAGAACAUCUGGCCGGGCUUUUCCCGCCUGCCUCUGGUCGGUCAGUACAGCUUGAGGAAGCAGCCGUACAACAACCUCAAGAACAAGUUCACCUGGCUGUCCGAAGCGGGCCUGCGUUUGCUCAACCUACUCUUCAUGUUCAACCCUCAGCGCAGGGCGUCUGCUAAAGAUUCCUUGGAAAGCUCCUACUUUAAAGAAAAGCCUUUGCCAUGCGAACCGGAGCUCAUGCCAACGUUCCCACAUCAUCGCAACAAAAGGCAUGGCCCACCUACUGAAAUCCAAUCAAAACGCAGCAAAGUAUGAGCUUCAUAAUGCUCUCAGCCGUGCAGACUAGCCAACUGGGAAUUAUGGAACAAACAAGGAGACAUCAUCUACCCAUAACUCUCAAUUUGUGGACGUUGAGGGUCAAGAGAAAGCUUUAUGCUAUCCAGCUACAAAUGAGAGUGUAUAUAGUUGUAUUAAACAGGUCACUACAAUUCUAGCUGCAGUUCAGUACACAAGCCACACCACAAUAGAUUACUUUCAUUAGUAGUUGUACAAUACAAAGUAUAGCUAAUCUUUCUGCAAUGCAAGAAAUGGCCAUGUGCCUGGUUUACGUUGGUGCAAACUACCUUAAUUGUCCCUAGAGGGGAAGAGGGACCAUUGACUGUGCCUCUCUGGAAUUGUCUAAUGUACGCACAGAUCAUCGCAAGCUUAUGUAGUCUUCAUAGCACUCCUGCUUUUUUCCUCAAUGUGUUCUUAGAGGAUUCAUAAAGUCCCACUUCACUGCUGUAAUGUAUUGUUUCUGGACAUGUGUGAAGAAAUGUAUAGGAUGAAAGUGGCCUGAUUUCUUGUAAAGUCAUCAAACUUGCUGUAACAGACUGACUCAGGACUGUCACAGCUUGGGAGAGGUUUUUUUUU
Molecule: messenger RNA, 1716 nt
Organism: Engraulis encrasicolus (European anchovy)
Lineage: Eukaryota; Metazoa; Chordata; Actinopteri; Clupeiformes; Engraulidae
Gene: cdk10
Product: cyclin dependent kinase 10
Exons: 13
Coding region: 37-1119 (360 amino acids)
Biological process (GO): regulation of mitotic cell cycle; protein phosphorylation
Cellular component (GO): nucleus
Molecular function (GO): ATP binding; cyclin-dependent protein serine/threonine kinase activity
Source: RefSeq, a predicted model, not a curated record